UCUCUCUCUCUCUCUCUCUCUCUCUCUCUCUCUCUUUACUUCUUGCUUCCAGAUACCUUUUCUCUCCAAGCCUCUAAGAAUAUUCAUCCCAAAAUUCCCAAAUCCAAACCAAGCAACGAUCCAAAGAGAAAGGAAGAUUGAAUUCAACCUCCUAAAGGCAUCCCAAAUGCUGGAGUUCAAGACCAGAAGGAAGAAAAUUUGGACCUUUUCAAAUUGACCUCCUCCUCCUGCUUCUUCCACAAACGACCUCAAGCCUUGUCCUCUUGCGUGAUGGGAGUCAUGUCCAAGUUCAAAGCGAGCAACCGACAGAAUUUCCCUCUUGCAAAGCUCUCCUCCUGGUUCGCCCCUGCCACUCGUCCUCCUGGUCUCCUCCUAUUCCUUUCCUGAAGAGCGCAAAGCUAGCAGAACAGAGUGAAACAGAGAGGACAAGAAGAAGAAGAAGAAGAAAAGGAAAAGAUCGAACCUUUACAUGGCUUUGUACGCUCCCAACUCGAGUUUCCCAAAUGGGUCCGAUUAUUUCAACAUGUUCGAUGCGUUCCCGCGUGAUUUUGGUGGGUUCAAUGGCGUCCCGCGAGGCGGGUCUCUGGUGUUGGACAGGGAAAAGAGUGAGCUCGUUAAGGCUCCGGUUGGGGUGGCCAAGAAGGAGGUUUCGCAGGAAAAGGUCAUGGCGGCCAUGAAGAGUCAUAGCGAGGCCGAGAGGAGGAGGAGAGAGAGGAUCAAUUCUCAUCUCAAUACUCUCCGUGGACUCGUCCCCUGUACUGAAAAGAUGGACAAAGCUACACUACUUGCCGAGGUUGUGAGCCAAGUAAAAGAACUGAAGAAGAUCGCGAGCAAAGCGAGUACAGGUCUCCUUGUCCCAAUGGACGCUGAUGAGAUAACGGUCGAACCGUUCGGCGAUGGAGCAAGAGAUGAGGUAUUUUCCUUCAGGGCAUCCAUCUGUUGCGAAUACCGGCCUGAGCUGCUGUCUGAAAUGAGGCAAGCACUCGAGGCUCUACCCCUGAAGAUGGUGAAGGCCGAGAUCUCGACCCUUGAAGGCCGGUUGAAGAAUGUGUUUGUCUUCAGUAGCCUCACGGAAGAGCACAAGAAUGGCGAUUCCAAGGCACGCCAAAGUUUAGUGAGCUCGGUUCACCAGGCUCUGAGUUCUCUUCUCGAGAAAAGUUCUGUAUUGCCAGAGUACUUCCCGAGGACGACCGUGCCGAGUAAGAGGCGUCGGCUCUCGUCUUUUGAUUCGUCGAGUUCUUCGUCCUGACAGACAAGGCCUCUUUGCUAGACACUGUGAACAAGUUUCCUUUUUUUUUUUUGCCUAAAGAGAAAAUUGUAGAAUCAAUGACAUGGAUAGAGACCGGUCAAAGACUCCCUGCGCCGUCAUCAAUCGAUGUUGUAGCUUGCUGCCGGUAAAGUAAUUUAAUCUCGGUGGUUGGAGAUGUCGUAGUUCUAUACGUCUACAGGUGCUGUGUCCUUUAGACAUGGACAUGUCUUAUUUUGUAACGUUCAUGGUUAUGGUGCUAUACGGCCGGUGUUCUGCUUUUUCAGCUAAAUUUGUGAUAAAGUUGAUAGUA
Molecule: messenger RNA, 1559 nt
Organism: Rhodamnia argentea
Lineage: Eukaryota; Viridiplantae; Streptophyta; Magnoliopsida; Myrtales; Myrtaceae
Product: transcription factor bHLH30-like
Exons: 2
Coding region: 470-1249 (259 amino acids)
Biological process (GO): regulation of DNA-templated transcription
Molecular function (GO): DNA-binding transcription factor activity; protein dimerization activity
Source: RefSeq, a predicted model, not a curated record